AUGGGUCUUUUUGAUGCGCAAUACAAACAAGACUUUGUGCUUGUAAACCAGGCCACACAGCCGGUGGAACUUGGGUCUGUGAAAGUGGAAAACGGCCAGGAUUUUAACAGAGAGUACCUUGGCGGGCUUUUGAAACCAUUGCUCUCGACCAAUCUUUACACUGUGGGGACAUUGUCCUCAUCCAUUGCCUCAGUCGAAGAGAAUUUCUCGCUUACUGGCGACCCGGUUUUACAGAGUGCGAAAGUGGUCGUGAAUAAGGAUAUCAAUGGUACCGCUAACGUGGAAAUUGGCUUGCCAACCGCGCAACAGAUCACCAACAAGCUUAAGUUGACCACCUCAACUAAUGAAUUGGGAGGUGGUAUUGGGUUGGGAUAUCUCAAUGGGAACGUUUAUGGUAACGGUGAAAAAUUGGCGAUUGCUGCGGGAGUUGACCAAUCUUUGGCCAACCAUUUUGCCAACCUUAGUUUUGCGGUGCCAGUUAAAAAUGCUCCUAGUUCACAACUUUUCUUCAACGGCGGGUCUAAUGGGACUAAUGGUGAAUUGAACAGACAAGUUACCAUGGGAUUGAACACCAGUCGGUUGUUGCUUUCCAAAAAAUAUUUCUACUCGUCAUUUGGCGGGAUCUCUAUCACCCAAAACAAAGUUGACGGCGAAGAGUUCAGCGGUAAAGGGUCGUUGGUAGGAAAUGUUGAAGUUUCUAAUUUGCAAACGGUUUCUGCAGUGCAAUUCCCAGUUAGUGGGACUCAGACACAAAUUUCCGGGGAGGUUAGUAAAAUCCUUGCCAACGAUGGCAGAAAUUUCUGGAAAGUUUUGAUGAAUAGUAAUUCUUUCUAUUCUUUCUGUAACAAAUCUGUGACUUUCAACUCUUCGUCCACGAUCGGACACGUUCAUAACUUGAAUGAUUCCACAGGUUUGCACCCAAGCGAUAAAUUAUCAUACGAUUGCCUCACUCCAGGGUUAUUACCAGCGUCACAUAUUAGUUUAUCAUCGGGUCAUGAAAAAAUCGAGGGUAGUUUCAUUGGCAGCCAUGCUUUCCGUGUCUUCACGAAAGUGCCGAUUUUCCAUCAAUACUUUGCGGACAGAGAAUCUGUUUUGAGAUUGCAAUUAUUUUUGAGAUCCGCUACGGUUGCUGAUUCAUUGAGCGAGUUCAAAUCGCACAAAUUAAGCUGUGACACCUUGAAAGGAUGCUUACAAGGCACUGUCAAUGUGAGGCAAUUAUUUGAUGAGCAUUCCAGUCAUGUUGGGGCUGGUUUAUUUUUCAGAUCGCAAUUUGCUAGUGUCGAUAUGGGUUAUAGCUUGCCAUUGGGAGACGCGAAGCUUGGACCAGUGGUUAAGCCAGGCUUCCACUUUAAUGCGUCUGUUUCAUUCAAUUAA
Molecule: messenger RNA, 1374 nt
Organism: Saccharomycopsis crataegensis
Lineage: Eukaryota; Fungi; Ascomycota; Saccharomycetes; Ascoideales; Saccharomycopsidaceae
Exons: 1
Coding region: 1-1374 (457 amino acids)
Source: RefSeq, a predicted model, not a curated record